Molecule: messenger RNA, 1096 nt
Organism: Annulohypoxylon maeteangense
Lineage: Eukaryota; Fungi; Ascomycota; Sordariomycetes; Xylariales; Hypoxylaceae
Product: PRTase-like protein
Exons: 3
Coding region: 321-1007 (228 amino acids)
Source: RefSeq, a predicted model, not a curated record
AACGAGUUUAGCGCUGUUGUCAUGGUGGGGAAUGAUAGCUGUAGCUGCCCCGCGUCCGGAACAUUGGAACUCUUCGAUAGCCCUACGUUGCUUCCCAAUAGGUAGCCCAGUUAAGGAGCCUAAGGUCUAAAGUUAGCAAGAGCCAGCUACUCCUUCAUAAUCUAUACAUUCCGUAACUCCCGAUCUUUAAUUACAAUUGCUAUCAUCUCUUUAGGACUACAUACAUUCGAAGUUAUCUACAGAUCGUGACAUACGUACAUAUAUCUUCUCUAUUCUGCUAGCAUUGGACUAUAGUUACCAGAUACUAUCUGUAAUUCGCAAUGUCGCUGCCAUCCAACGUCCACGUCUCAAAGCACCCAUGCCUGAGGGCUAAGCUGAGCCGUCUUAGAUCCAAGAGGACUGAGUCGCGAGAAGUCAAGUCUUUAAUAAACGAGAUAGCUUUGAUUCUUGGUUGUGAAGCUCUAGGCUCGGCAUUGACACCCGUCGACGGUCCAAAGGACGAGACUCCGAUCGGAUUCGAAUAUACGACAACUACGGUGCGUCCGGAUGCGUUAUCUAUAGUACCAAUCCUUAGGUCGGGGUUAGGCAUGGUAGAAGCUAUACAAACUAUAUUACCCGAGCCGGUCCCCGUACACCACCUAGGUCUAUACCGGGAGCCUAGCACCCUCGAGCCCGUCGAAUACUACAACAACCUCCCUCACCACGUCUCUUCUUCGAACGAGCCAGGCUCCCACGCGUCCAGUCUGGCUAUCAUCGUAGACCCGGUUAUCGCGACCGGCGGGACAUGCCAGGCGGCCAUCCAGACGCUGAAGGAAUGGGGUGUUAAGAAGAUCAUCGUUCUAUCCGUUAUUGCUGCUGCCGACGGUGUCCGGCGCGCUGCGGAAGAGUGGAGCGAGGCUGUUGAGAUAUGGGUUGCCGGAGUCGACGCCGAGCUGACACCUAACGGAAUGUUGAAGCCCGGCGUGGGAGAUGUAGGCGAUCGCUUGUUCUUGACGAUAGGCAAGUGAAGUGAAAUGGACAUGCUAGUGAUAUAGACGCACGUAUUCAAUAAAUUACGGCUAUGUUAGACUGGCAACACUACAUACCUACCUAUGUA